AUGGAUGGCAACGGACGGUCGGGACACGGACACGGAAGAGGCACGAUGGAACAUGGACGAGACACGGAUGGAACACGAACACGGACACAGAAGAGACUCAAAAGAAAUACGGAAUGGAAUGGAAUACGGAUGGCGGACGAACUGAACACGGACAAACGGGUAACGCACGGACGAAACACGGAAGGGACAUGGACGAACGGAACACGGACGAACGGAAUACAGAGGGGUUACGAACACGGACAGGACAUGGAUGGGACACGAAGGGGGCACGGUGUGGGCACGAAGGGGGCACGGAGGGGGCACGGAGAGGGCUCGGAGGAGGCACGGAGCGGGCUCGGUGGAGGCACGGACGGGACACGGAUGGGACACGGACGGGACGCGGGCGUCGGACGAGACACGGACGGACGGGACAAGGACGAACGGGACACGGACGGACGAGACACGGACGGACGAGACACGGAUGGACGGGACACGGACGGACGGGACACGGAUGGACGGGACACGGACGGACGGGACACGGACGGACGGGACACGGACGAACGGAAUACAGAGGGGUUACGAACACGGACAGGACAUGGAAGGGACACGAAGGGGGCACGGUGUGGGCACGAAGGGGGCACGGAGGAGGCACGGAGAGGGCUCGGAGGAGGCACGGAGCAGGCUCGGUGGAGGCACGGACGGGACACGGACGGGACGCGGGCGUCGGACGAGACACGGACGGACGAGACACGGACGGACGGGACACGGACGGACGGGACACGGACGGACGGGACACGGACGGACGGGACACGGACGGACGGGACACGGACGGACGGGACACGGACGGACGGGACACGGACGGACGGGACACGGACGGACGGGACACGGACGGACGGGACACGGACGGACGGGACACGGACGGACGGGACACGGACGGACGGGACACGGAUGGACGGGACACGGACGGACCACGGACGGACGGGACACGGACGAACGGGACACGGACGGACGGGGCACGGACGGGACCAGGACGGGUCACGAACGGGACGCGGACGGGACGCGGACGGGACAUGA
Messenger RNA from Topomyia yanbarensis, 1053 nucleotides. Its product is annotated as protein qua-1-like. The record is from RefSeq and is a predicted model, not a curated record. NCBI's taxonomy places the organism in Eukaryota, Metazoa, Arthropoda, Insecta, Diptera, Culicidae. The transcript has a single exon. Bases 1 to 1053 code for a protein of 350 amino acids.